AUGGCUGAACCAGCGUAUAAAGAGAUCGCUCGCCGGAAGCAGGCACAGCUCGAGUCUGAUAUACCGCAAAGCUGGCGUCUCCCCCCUCAAUGGAUACCAGCCGGCACCCUUUCAGUGGAAGAAUCGAUCACCAACACCCGCGAAUACGAUCAGUCGGAUAUCACUGAUAUCCCGAGACGAUGCGGUCUGCUAACGUCCAGAGAACUUGAGAUUACAGAGUCGUGGGAUGUAAAGGGGACAUUGGCAGAGAUCGCGAGUGGAAGGUUAUCCUCAAAAGAUACCUGUCAGGCAUUUUGUAAACGUGCUGCCAUUGUCCAUCAGCUCACCCGAUGCCUCGCAGAACCGCUAUUCGGUGACGCCAUGAAGCGUGCGGAGAAGCUAGAUGAGCAUCUCAAAACUACGGGCAAGACAUGUGGCCCUCUACAUGGUCUACCAAUAUCAGUCAAGGAUACAUUUGACAUUGAAGGCGUGGACUCUACAACCGGCCUCGCUGCUCUUGCCUUUAAGCCGACCAAACAAAACGCCCCUCUGGUUGAUCUUCUCUACUCCCUCGGAGCAGUCAUCGUGGGGAAGACAAAUGUCCCACAGACUGUGGGAGCAUUAGAUAGCGUUAAAAACCUAUUCGGCCGGACACUGAACCCGUUGAACCGACGACUUACCGCCGGAGGAAGCUCUGGCGGGGAGGCUGUCAUCGUCUUGAUGCGAGGCUGUAUGGUUGGUAUGGGGACCGAUAUUGGUGGCAGCAUCCGUGUCCCAGCCAUGUGUGAGGGUCUCUACGGCUUUAAGCCUAGUGUUGGCCGGGUUCCCUUUGGCGGCCAGGAGUCUUGCUCUGUCCCUGGACGCAGUAGGGCAAGUAUCCAGGCUGUUGCAGGGCCCCUCGCGAGAUCAAUGGAUGACAUCGAUGCCGUAAUGAGGGAGAUAGUCCCCAGAUCGGAGCUCUGGGGCGAGGAUUGUAUUCCGGGACGAUGGGCCCCGGAAACUUCUACAAAGUCACCAAAAUUUACUGUUGGGAUACUGCGUUCUGAUGGCCGAAUUCCUCCGCUACCACCUGUUGCAAAGGUUCUGGAGGAAGUUGCCCAGACUCUUCGCAACACUGAAGAGGUAGAGGUCGUUGAAAUACCCGUUCCGCCUGAGCUUGGAGAAUGCCAGGGCGUGGCCAAUUAUCUGAUGGGCAUUGACGGUGGUGGACAUAUGAUGGACUUGUUAGAAAGCACCUCGGAGGAACUUAUCCCAUGGCUAAAAGAUCGAGCUAGACGCGGAACUCCCAGGUCACUCGUCGAUCUCUCUAAACUCCAAGCAAAGCGCGCGCACAUCGAAAGGCAGCUAAUGAAGAUGUGGACUCUCCCUGGAUCCGACAAGACGAGGCGUGUGGACGCAAUAAUCCAUCCUGUUGCUCCCCACCCCGUUCCGGAAAUCGACAGAUAUAACGCCGUGGGAUAUUGUUCGUCAUUCGUUCUGGUUGACUAUCCUGCCGGUAACUUGCCUGUCCGAAAAUUCACAGAGCAGGACUUGGAACUCGGGAAGGAGAUGGACUCUAAGACCCUAUCCAGCUGGGACAAGAAGAACCGGGAACUGUGGAACUCAAACACAGUUGAUCGAAGAGUAUAUCUCAACUCCCCUCUUUCCAUCCAGGUCCUAACCCCGAGGUUGCACGAUUAUGAUCUAUAUUAUGCCAUGGACACCAUUGACCGUGCGUUAAAGCAUGGAAAACGCGUACCCUCGCAGUUGUGA
This is a messenger RNA of Arthroderma uncinatum, 1731 nucleotides long. RefSeq lists its product as uncharacterized. The transcript is spliced from 3 exons. NCBI's taxonomy places the organism in Eukaryota, Fungi, Ascomycota, Eurotiomycetes, Onygenales, Arthrodermataceae. The coding region runs from base 1 to 1731 and encodes 576 amino acids. The record is from RefSeq and is a predicted model, not a curated record.